CGUUGCGGCUGCGCGACGCCGCGAGCCCGGCCGGUCAUGGCCGCCUCCGUGUUCUGCUGCUGCCCGUGUUGCAGGGAUGGCGGCGAUGGCAGCAUCCCGCUGAAGGAGAUGCCAGCGGUGCAGCUCGAUACGCAGCGCAUGGGAACAGAUGUUGUCAUUGUUAAGAACGGCAGGAGAAUAUGUGGCACAGGAGGCUGCUUAGCCAAUGCACCUUUGCAUCAGAACAAGAGCUACUUCGAGUUUAAAAUCCAGUCCACAGGCAUUUGGGGUAUUGGAGUUGCAACCCAGAAAGCCAACUUGAACCAAAUUCCGCUUGGUCGAGAUGCCCAUAGCCUGGUGAUGAGGAACGACGGAGCUCUCUACUACAACAACGAAGAGAAAAACAGGCUACCAGCAAACAGCCUUCCCCAGGAGGGUGAUGUGGUGGGCAUUACCUAUGACCAUGUAGAAUUAAAUGUGUACUUGAAUGGGAAGAACAUGCACUGCCCAGCGUCAGGGAUCCGAGGCACUGUCUACCCCGUGGUCUAUGUUGAUGACAGUGCCAUUCUGGAUUGCCAGUUCAGUGACUUUUAUCACACACCUCCACCAGGGUUUGAGAAGAUCCUUUUUGAGCAGCAGAUCUUCUGAGUGUCUUCCUGCCGAGCCCUUGCAGCCUGCACUGUUACAAAAGCGUUGUCCUCUUAAAUAAAGCUUCACUUUCCUUUUAGGAGACAUAUCUAUGUUUUUAGUAAGUACUUGUGGCUGCUGUCUGCAGAAUGAAUGUUAACUGCCACACCAGGGAACUGUUGCAAGUGGAGAGUUCUGGCAGUGGUUUUGGUUGGAAAGGGAGUGUUUGGGGGCAGCUUUCUCUCUGAUGUGUCCUAGGUGUGUGGGGGGGAUGUUGCUGUCAUCAGUGUUACACUCAGUGUUUGGAAUAGGCUGGAGCUCUGUAAAGCAAACAGUUAUGAUGCAUAUGAUAGCUAUGGAGGUGGAGAGGAGUUGUUUCCCAGCUGGUUUUUUUUCCCCCACACAGAAGUUAUGUACUUUGUAUGAAAGCAUCACUGUGUUUCCAGCCUGUGAUUGGGAGUUGCAGUGUCCCAGUUGUGCACAGUGAGUAAUGGCAUAACUGCUAGCUGGAUACAGCUGGGGACCUUUUGGCUGCUCCUUCCUUUUG
Dryobates pubescens (Downy woodpecker) is the source of this 1153-nucleotide messenger RNA. RefSeq names its product SPRY domain containing 7 (gene SPRYD7). The record is from RefSeq and is a predicted model, not a curated record. Lineage: Eukaryota; Metazoa; Chordata; Aves; Piciformes; Picidae. The coding region runs from base 37 to 627 and encodes 196 amino acids. Gene Ontology annotation, molecular function: protein binding. The transcript has 5 exons.